Molecule: messenger RNA, 1549 nt
Organism: Sinocyclocheilus rhinocerous
Lineage: Eukaryota; Metazoa; Chordata; Actinopteri; Cypriniformes; Cyprinidae
Product: cytochrome P450 2U1-like
Exons: 4
Coding region: 104-1549 (481 amino acids)
Biological process (GO): xenobiotic metabolic process
Cellular component (GO): intracellular membrane-bounded organelle; cytoplasm
Molecular function (GO): steroid hydroxylase activity; heme binding; iron ion binding
Source: RefSeq, a predicted model, not a curated record
CAACAGAGGAAGAAAAUGUGUUUGAUCAGUAGAUAGCAAGUAUUGAUCAGGAGGAACUAUGCGUCUGUUUUAGGAGACAGUGGAUUUGGUAAGUGCGCGAGUCAUGGACGCUUCCCUGUCUUUGCUGUGGCAGUGUGUGUUCUCGCCUGCGAAUAUUGUGGGGUUGGUUGCGUUUGUGCUUCUUUUCUAUGUGCUGCAACAGUAUGAGAGGCAUCGAAGAUACGCGAACAUCCCUCCGGGUCCAAAGCCAUGGCCCAUCGUGGGCAACUUCGGGGGCUUCCUUGUGCCUUCGUUUAUUGUAAGACGACUUGCAAAGUAUCGUAAAGAGUUUGCAAAGAUGGCCUCGAAUCCGCUGUCACCUCAGGCUGGACUCCUGGAGAUGUCCAAACUCUAUGGGAACAUAUUCAGCAUUUUUGUUGGGCCUCAGCUUAUGGUCGUGCUGACAGGAUAUGAAACUGUCCGGGACGCGAUGUUAAACCAUCCAGAGGUCUUCUCUGACAGACCACAAAUACCGCUCGUAACUAUUAUCACCAAGAGGAAAGGGAUUGUGUUUGCGCCCUAUGGUCCUUUGUGGAGGACAAACCGUAAGUUCUGUCACAGCACUCUGCGCAGCUUUGGCUUUGGCAAGCCGAGUCUGGAGCCUUGCAUCUAUGAAGGCCUGACCAUGAUUAAAACAGAACUGCAGAGCCUCAUCGAAAAAGCAGGGCCUUCUGGUAUUGAUCUGACUCCUCUCAUCAGCAGUGCUGUCUCCAACGUCAUCUCCUCCAUGAGUCUGGGUCAGCGUUUCCAUCACCAGGACCAGGAGUUCCGCACCAUGCUGGAUCUCAUGUCUCACGGGAUGGAGAUUAGCGUCAGCACAUCCAUUUUGUUGGUCAACGUCUUUCCCUGGCUCUACUACCUGCCCUGCGGGGCUUUCAAAGAACUGCGGCGUGCGGAGAUCGACAUCACAGCCUUCCUGAAGAAGAUUAUAGCGAGGCACCGGGCCACGCUGGAUCCAGAGAAUCCCAGGGAUUUCAUAGACAUGUAUCUGGUGGAGAUGCUGGCCCAGCAAAUGGGCGAUAAUUCAGAAGAGAGCUUGUUCUCAGAGGACGAUCUCUUAUACAUUAUAGGAGACCUCUUUAUUGCAGGCACUCAUACUACCACAAAUAGUGUGCUGUGGAGUAUUCUCUAUAUGUCCUUGUACCCUGAUGUGCAAGAGAAGGUUCAGCAGGAGAUUGAUGCGGUGGUGGGAUCUGAGAGAGUCCCAUCUGUGACCGAUAAGGGCAGUUUGCCGUACACAGAAGCCACCAUUAUGGAGGUGCAGAGGAUGACUGUAGUGGUUCCUCUGUCCAUACCUCACAUGGCCUCGGAAACCACAGAGUUCCGUGGAUACACUAUUCCUAAAGGAACAGUUAUCAUCCCAAACCUCUGGUCAGUACACAGGGAUCCCACCGUGUGGGAAAAUCCUGAUGACUUUAAUCCAGACCGAUUUCUGGAUGAACAGGGAAAACUUCUCAGGAAAGAUUGUUUUAUCCCAUUUGGAAUAGGUAUGUUUUUAGAAAUCAUGUAG